Cucurbitaria berberidis CBS 394.84 is the source of this 1163-nucleotide messenger RNA. RefSeq lists its product as uncharacterized. Gene Ontology annotation, biological process: apoptotic DNA fragmentation. Gene Ontology annotation, cellular component: mitochondrial inner membrane; nucleus. The record is from RefSeq and is a predicted model, not a curated record. NCBI's taxonomy places the organism in Eukaryota, Fungi, Ascomycota, Dothideomycetes, Pleosporales, Cucurbitariaceae. Gene Ontology annotation, molecular function: single-stranded DNA endonuclease activity; nucleic acid binding; RNA endonuclease activity. The coding region runs from base 165 to 1163 and encodes 332 amino acids. The transcript has a single exon.
AGCGAACCAGACGAGCACAACUGGACGCGUCUGAGACAUUUCUCACGCGCCGUGAAGGACUGUGGUCCCGUGAAGAUAGCCAGGCGCUCAUAUACAAGGUCGAAGCCAGCACCCACCCGAAUAUAUCCACUUCUCCUACCCUCCCCGACUCUUGAAUCCUCACCAUGUCCAAAGUCACCUUCGCCAUAAUCGCCGCCGGUGGAGCCGCUGCUGGCGCCGCAGCAACAGCAGCCUUCUACUCGACAGGGAGGAAAGAAGGGCAGCCAACACCAGUCUCUACAACCGUUACCACUACAGUAACAGGUCCUCCUCGGCCAGCACCUGUCCCCACUGUCCCCGCCGUUCCUUAUCCGUCCGCUGCCGCCAGAAAACCACUCGUAGACCCCAACGGCCUCUUCCAAUACGGCUUCCCCGGUCCCGUCAACGACCUCCGACCCGCCGCAUCCCUCACAUCUUCGUACGACCGCCGCACGCGUAACCCAGCAUGGGUGGCCGAGCACAUCACCCCCGAGUCGUUAGCGAACAGCAACGCAGACCGGAAACACUCCGUUUUUGUCGAGGACAUAACGAUCCCUGAGAUGUUCCGCGCAAAGCUGAAGGACUACUUCCGCUCAGGCUACGACAGAGGCCACCAAGUGCCGGCUGCGGACGCGAAAUGGUCCCAGGAGGCCAUGGACGACACGUUCAGUCUGAGUAACAUGUGUCCGCAGGUUGGGGACGGGUUUAACCGUGAUUACUGGGCUCAUUUUGAGGACUUCUGCCGAAGACUCACACAUACGUACCCCAGCGUCCGCGUCGUCACUGGCCCUCUCUACCUCCCCAAGCGCGAACAGGAUGGGAAGUGGAGAGUCAACUACGAGGUGAUUGGCAACCCGCCCAACGUUGCCGUGCCGACACACUUCUACAAGGUCAUCUUUGCAGAAGACGGGACGCUUGGGGGAAAGGUUGCCCUGGGUGCUUUCGUCCUGCCAAACGCUGUCAUCGCCAACAGCAAGCCGCUCACGGACUUUGAGGUGCCAAUCGAGGCAGUAGAGAGAGCGAGCGGAUUGGAGUUCGCAACGAAGCUGGACGUCUCCAGGCGGAAAAGAUUAUGCCAGGAGGUCAACUGUUCGGUCAUUGUCAAGGAGUAUGCGCAGAGGCAGAAGACGGUUACCAAGAAAUGA